AUGGCUUGUUUUACGGUUUACCUGGCUCUCAUUUCAGUUGUGGCACUGGCAAUAAUUCUAACAGCGGCCAUCCCACAGGAUGCGGAGUCACUUUUGGCUCUCAAACAGAGCUUGUCUGGCUAUUCUCUCAAUGACUGGCGAGACGGAGAUCUCUCCAACUUCUGUGAUUGGACGGGCGUCACCUCUGGGCCUCAACGGAAUGAGUGGCCCGAUUCCUUCAUGGCUCGGCGAAAUGCCCUUCCUGGAACAGAUUUGGAUGGGAGGGAGUCGAUACGAAGGGUCAUUCCUCCUUCUCUCGGGAACAUAUCAUCUCUCACCAUUUUAGGCUUGUACUUGAAUUCCCUCACGGGUAAUAUUCCUAAAUCAUUCGGUCAGCUUUCCCGCCUGACUGAAUGGAGCAUGCGCCAGAAUUAUCUGACAGGCUCUCUUCCGGCUGAACUGGGGAAUCUUACAAGUCUACAACUUGCACGGUUAUAUGAAAAUUCGUUAAGCGGAAGUAUUCCGAUCGAGUUUGGCCGCCUAAAAUCCCUUCAACAAUUUGAGGUGUGGAACAAUAAUUUCAGCGGAAAGAUUCCAGAAGAGUUGAGCAACUGCUCGGCGUUAGGGCGUCUCAAACUGCAGGACAAUCAGCUAAGCGGGGGCAUACCUUCACAGCUGGGUCGACUACACUUCCUAGCCGAUCUAAAUUUGGAGCAGAAUCAAUUGUCGGGAAUGAUUCCGGAAUCCCUUUCAAACUUGCCCCGUAAUCUACUUAGUGGGAAAAUUCCGGCAGAAAUAGGGGGUAUGCAAUUGGUUACUGUGAUAGACCUGGCCGGCAACCAUUUAGGUGGCGAAAUCCCGGCGAGCCUUGGAAACUGCGUGGAGCUGCUGCAACUGAACCUUUCGAACAAUCAAUUGAAUGGUCAAAUUCCGGAAACCUUGGGCUCACUUAUUACUCUUACGGACUUGGAUCUCUCUGUCAACAAUUUCUCUGGUACCAUACCAAGUUAUCUUGGCGACAUGACAGCUCUCCUGUUUCUGAAUCUUUCUUACAACCAUCUCUCUGGUCCUAUUCCCACCCGGGGUGUAUUCAGAAAUCAGUCAGCCAUCGCUUUAAUUGGAAAUUCUGAUCUGUGCAGUUCAGAAUUUCCGAAAUCCUCAGCUCAGUUGUCCAGCGGUCUCUCAAACCGAUCCAAGUUCCUUAUUAUCGUGGGAUCGUUUGCUUUUGGAGCUCUUGUUCUAACAGCCAUGGUGUACUUGUAUGUUCACAGAAGAAAAAAGAGCAAGGAUGAGCACGUAUGA
This is a messenger RNA of Cryptomeria japonica (Japanese cedar), 1281 nucleotides long. Its product is annotated as leucine-rich repeat receptor-like serine/threonine-protein kinase RGI4. The record is from RefSeq and is a predicted model, not a curated record. Bases 1 to 1281 code for a protein of 426 amino acids. The transcript has 3 exons. NCBI's taxonomy places the organism in Eukaryota, Viridiplantae, Streptophyta, Pinopsida, Cupressales, Cupressaceae. Gene Ontology annotation, molecular function: protein binding.